UUGCCUCUGCCUCCUGCUAUAGGUAUAUUGAAGACUACGUAUAACUCCUAGAAAUCAUGAGCAAGUAAAUUACAAAAAUAAUAAUAUAUAUAUAUCACAAUAGUUAUGCAACAUAAAAUGCCUUGACUUGCGCUAUAUUUCAUUAAAUUAUACCUGACUAACGAGAAACCACUAGGAACCUUCACCCUGUACAUGAAUGUGUGUCGAUUUUACUUUCAAUUAAGAUGGCUUAGCCUAAUUAUAACCUUUUUUAAUGUAUUGCACUUACAUUUAGUAUGGACAUGUGAUUUCUUCUCCAUGCAGUUAACAAGUCUGUUUACUCCACGAAUCAUCAUGAAGUUGGCCUUUAUUCUCGUUCUCGUUCUGCCCUUGGUCAUGUCUGCACCACAGAAAAAGGCUGUCAAUCCAUUUGUGAAUAGUCUAUUAAACAUUUUCCACGCAGAUGAGCUCAAACAGUUAGUUACAGAUUUAGUUGACGAUAUUGGUUCUGACGAUAGGGAGGGAGAAUGUGAAAAAGAGUGUAACCAUCUCGUAGACACCCAGUUUAGUGGCACUGUCAACAUACUGUCACAUACAGUUUGUCCUCUGGCUUGCCAUUCGUUGCAGGAGUUGGCCCACUUCUUCCAUGUACCUACUCCCAUGAGCACUGCCAGUGUAUAGAACGGACAAGGUGGCUUUAUUUGGAUUUUACAUAUGUGCCCACUAUCUUAUAAGAGGAUGGCAUAAACUGUUUCGAGUAUGUUAAUUUUGAUUGUAUACAAUUAAACAUACAUAUAAACCAAUCGAAAU
This is a messenger RNA of Pecten maximus, 789 nucleotides long. RefSeq lists its product as uncharacterized. The record is from RefSeq and is a predicted model, not a curated record. The transcript has 3 exons. NCBI's taxonomy places the organism in Eukaryota, Metazoa, Mollusca, Bivalvia, Pectinida, Pectinidae. Bases 193 to 660 code for a protein of 155 amino acids.